Molecule: messenger RNA, 1266 nt
Organism: Artibeus jamaicensis (Jamaican fruit-eating bat)
Lineage: Eukaryota; Metazoa; Chordata; Mammalia; Chiroptera; Phyllostomidae
Gene: TMED1
Product: transmembrane p24 trafficking protein 1
Exons: 4
Coding region: 112-795 (227 amino acids)
Biological process (GO): intracellular protein transport; endoplasmic reticulum to Golgi vesicle-mediated transport; Golgi organization
Cellular component (GO): COPII-coated ER to Golgi transport vesicle; Golgi apparatus; endoplasmic reticulum-Golgi intermediate compartment
Source: RefSeq, a predicted model, not a curated record
UUUCGGAAAACGGGCAGAAGCGGCUGCCAAUGAGUCGCGCCAAAUAGCAGAGGGGGCAGGAUUAGCCCUUAAAGGUGCCGCGACCCGUUAGCAAAUCGGAGUAUGAUCUAGAUGAUGGCGGCCGGGGCGGCCCUAACCUUGACUCUGUGGCUACUACUGCCGUCAGUGGGGGUGGGAGGGGCAGGACCCCCACCGAUCCAGGACGGCGAGUUCACAUUCCUGCUGCCUGCGGGGAGGAAGCAAUGUUUCUACCAGUCUGCUCCUGCCAACGCAAGCCUCGAGACCGAGUACCAGGUGAUCGGAGGUGCUGGGCUGGAUGUGGAUUUCACGCUGGAGAGCCCUCAGGGCGUGCUGCUGGUCAGUGAGUCCCGCAAGGCAGAUGGGGUGCACACGGUAGAACCCACGGAGGCUGGGGACUACAAGCUGUGCUUUGACAACUCCUUCAGCACAAUCUCCGAGAAGUUGGUGUUCUUCGAACUCAUCUUUGACAGCCUGCAGGACGAUGAGGAGGUCGAAGGCUGGGCAGAGGUCGUGGAGCCUGAGGAGAUGCUGGAUGUUAAGAUGGAGGACAUCAAGGAGUCUAUUGAGACCAUGAGGACCCGUCUGGAGCGCAGCAUCCAGAUGCUGACACUGUUGCGAGCCUUUGAAGCACGUGAUCGCAACCUGCAAGAGGGCAAUCUGGAACGGGUCAACUUCUGGUCGGCUGUCAACGUGGCUGUGCUGCUGCUAGUGGCUGUGCUGCAGGUCUGCACACUCAAGCGCUUCUUUCAGGAUAAGCGCCCUGUGCCUACGUAGCCCCUGCCCCUGAAGGAAGAACAUGGAAAAGGAGUGACAGCAGGGUGCAUGUGUGUAAGACUUGUGUGUGGAGAGUCCCUUCACCAACUUAGUUCCUAUGGGAGAUGAGGCUGUACAUUCUGGGUGUGAGAUGUGGCCCCUGUGUGUCUUCCCUUUCAGGCCAGAACACUGGCUGGCUUGUAGGUCUAGGCCAUCCAGAAGGGUGGCUUAGUGGCUGCAUGUACUUUCCUGGAAAUUGUGCACAGGGUGGGGAGGGCACUGCAGCAUUUGGAUGCAACCCUGGGGUCCCUGGCCCCGCCUCUGUCCCUACUAUAAAUGUGCCUUAGCCUGAGCCUUUCAGCUGUACCACCACUGCCUGGUGCUGGAUGGGGCCCAGAAAGCAAGUGUCCCUUUCCCUUCCCCACUGGCCCUGUGAGUCAGCUGGAGGUGGAAGGAAGCUUGCUGCUCAUAGGACCCCAUGCCUUCCCUCCC